Molecule: messenger RNA, 5468 nt
Organism: Gadus chalcogrammus (walleye pollock)
Lineage: Eukaryota; Metazoa; Chordata; Actinopteri; Gadiformes; Gadidae
Product: YTH domain-containing family protein 1-like
Exons: 6
Coding region: 395-2284 (629 amino acids)
Biological process (GO): mRNA destabilization
Cellular component (GO): cytoplasm
Molecular function (GO): mRNA binding; N6-methyladenosine-containing RNA reader activity
Source: RefSeq, a predicted model, not a curated record
GCCAUUGGGGAAGUAAUGCACAGGGCUUCUCUCAACUGAGGAGGGAUCUGUCUGGAAGUAUUAAGACAAACUAAAGAUCGAACCAAGACAGAAAUAACACUGUAAUUAAGGUCAAACCAGCCGACAUUUAACGCUUCUAUUCAAACUGUAUCAGGAUUUGGUUGAUUUCGGACACAGCUUUCGGGGGCUACAUAGUUGAAGUGUGGAAGUUGAGAUCCGUGCAGCGGAGAGCACACAGCUGAGCUAGCUGCAAGCUAGCAUUUAGCCACAAGAUACACGGCAUAACCAACCACAUAAGCUGAAACUAAGCAGGGAACUUGUUUCACAAAACAUCGGUGGAAAAAUAUUCACAAGCUAAGGCUCUGUGAGAAUCAAGGGACUUGUUUAAUGCGUUAUGUCUGCUACAAGCAUUGACCCUCAGAGAUCAAAGGGACAAGCAUCUAAAAUGCAAAAUGGUUCACUGCAUCAGAAGGAAAAUGUCCAUGACAAUGACUUUGAGCCUUACCUCACUGGUCAAUCCACUCAGAACAACAGCUACCAGUCGAUGACGGACCCCUACCUUUCCAGCUACUACGCCCCCUCCAUUGGAUUCCCCUACCCACUCAGCGAGGCCCCCUGGUCCACCGGCGGAGACCCCCCCAUCCCUUACCUCACUUCCUACGGACCCUUGAGCAAUGGAGACCAUCAUUACAUGCCGGACACUGUCUUUGGCCAGCCGGGGGGGCUGGGCAGCAGCAUCUACCCGCACAGGUUUAACUUUUUCCCAGAGAAUCCCGCCUUUUCUGCCUGGGGCACGAGUGGCUCCCAGGGCCAGCAGACCCAGAGCUCUGCCUACGGGGGGAGCUACAACUAUCCUCCCAGCUCCCUGGGUGGCACCCUGGUGCCCGAUGGCCAGACAGGCUUCCACAGCGACACCCUCAACAAGGCCCCCGGUAUGAACAGCCUGGACCAGGGCAUGGUGGGCCUGAAGAUAGGCGGGGACAUGACCGGCCAGGGGUCGGGAGUCAAAGCCGUGGGCUCUGUGAUCGGUGGCCCUGCGCUGGGGCCCACGGGCAACGGGGCCAUGCCUAUAGGGAUGCCCCCGCCGAAACCCACGUCCUGGGCUGCCAUCGCGAGCAAGCCGGCGAAGCCCCAGCAGUUGAAGCUGAAGCUGAAGCCGGGCAUGGGUCCCCCAGGCGGCGCCCUGCCCCCUCCCAUCAAACACAACAUGAACAUUGGCACGUGGGACAAGGGGCCGGUGUCUAAAGUGGCCCCGGGCCCCAUGCAUCAGCAUCAGCAUCAGCAUCAGCAGCAGCAUCAGCAGCAGCAGGCCCCUCUAGGACAUCCCCACAACAUGGGCCCCCAGCCCCCCCUUCAGCAAGCACCUAUGCAGCCCCCUCCACCGCAAUCGAUGGUGCAGCCUCCCAUGCAGCCUAUGGGCUUACAGCCCCAGCACCACCACCACCACCACCAGCCUCCCCCGCAGCCCUACCAGAACCACAACCAACCCCCACCCCCCCAGGCUCGCUGGGUCGCCCCCCGCAACCGCAACCUGGGCUACGGCCCCAACGGGCCGGGCUACGAGGGCUGCGGCGUGGCGGGCAUGGUCGGCGUCGGCAACGGCGGCCCGCCCGCCUCCGCCAGCGGCGGCAUGGGCCCGGGCGCGGAGAACCACCCGGUGCUGGAGAAGCUGUGCGCGGCCCACAGCUACAACCCCCGGGAGUUUGAGUGGAACCUGAAGAACGGCCGCGUGUUCAUCAUCAAGAGCUACUCCGAGGACGACAUCCACCGCUCCAUCAAGUACUCCAUCUGGUGCAGCACGGAGCACGGCAACAAGCGCCUGGACGGGGCCUUCCGCAACCUGAACGCCAAGGGCCCCGUCUACCUGCUGUUCAGCGUCAACGGCAGCGGGCACUUCUGCGGCGUGGCGGAGAUGCGCUCGCCGGUGGACUACGGCACCAGCGCCGGCGUGUGGGCGCAGGACAAGUGGAAGGGCAAGUUCGACGUGGACUGGCUGUUUGUGAAGGACGUGCCCAACAGCCAGCUGCGCCACAUCCGCCUGGAGAACAACGACAACAAGCCGGUGACCAACUCGCGGGACACCCAGGAGGUGCCCCUCGAGAAGGCCAAGCAGGUGCUGAAGAUCAUGGCCACCUACAAACACACCACCUCCAUCUUCGACGACUUCUCCCACUACGAGAAGAGGCAGGAGGAGGAGGAAGAGGUGCGCAAGACCUUUGAGCCUGCACCCAUCCCUAGCCGCUCUCGCCUUGAUCAGGAGCGCCAAAACCGGAAUAAACAAUAGAAGAUAUUUAUCCUUUGCUUGAUCAACAGUUACACUAGAACAUUUGAUUUAAGAGACAGAAGAAUAUGAACAUUAAACCAAGCCCAUCAUUUUUUUUCUAUUUAAUCCUUGUGAAUCUUUGCCAUCGUCAAGACGUGCUUUUCAUGGCCCAUGUUCCUCCCACUUCUUGAGCAGGGAUAGUAAGCUGAUUUCUGUGUAACCUCACCCCUACCACACUGUUCAGACUUUUUUUGUUAAAUUUCUACCAUUGUUCUCUCAUCAGACUGGGUUUGUCUCCGGCCCAUGCCCCUCUUCUUACCCCAUCCCUUUUCGAAUCGAAUCAGGGUUUGACUGCACCACGGAAUAACAAAUCUGCCACUUUAUAUGUCAGUACAAUCAGGAACUGAUGCGUCCUGCCCCUAUUUGUCCAUUGGGGGGCGACAUUGCCAUGUUUCAAAGGUUUAACUGUGCCAACAAAGUUGGAGGAUUCCAGAUACAAUGUCGGUCUGCGGAACUGCUAUAGUAAAACUUCAGUGGUUUAUCUAUUUUUCAUUCAGAUCAACAAAAUCUCUAUUUUUUGGCUUACUACUGACAAUAUUCUUUUCUUUUUUUCUUCUGGAGCCUUAAUUUCGUUGCGUUGGACUUUUAAUUGACUUGUCAGAAGAACCGCUCUGUAACAGUGACAGCGCUGGAGAAAUCAGGGAAAGUGUGAAGUCACACGGAACUCGAGUCCUUUCAAACGGAGGAGUUGCAAGGUCUCUGGGAGCGAAAAGAACCAACAUGUCCUCCACGACCGGAGCACUCCCAUAACUGAAAAUCAAACAAUUGUACUAUUGACCCGUUGGUUUAUUUUAUUCUUAAAUGUCAUGGUCAUUUGUAUGUAACCCUGUAAGGGGAUCAUGUUUGGUCCACACAAUCCAGUCUGAGAGAAUUGUCACAUCCACCAUUUAAAAAUUGUUUUUAUGAUCACCACUUUGUAAUAAUGACCCUGCUACAUUUGAAUUGAGUUGCUGCUGCUCAGGCAGUUUGUUCCGUACAAGGGGCGGGGGGUACUUUGUCCAAAUCAUCAUCAUUCUGAGGAUUUUAUUAUGUUCCUUGAAUUGGGUUUGCUUAGUCAGUUAUGUCGUUCGUAAUGCUAAGCUUUAACGUAGGAGCCUAUAGUCAUGGGAAAAGCCUAAAAAUGUAUAACCGAAAAAAAUAUGUAACUGAUUUAUUAUCAAGACUAAGAGGAAGAAAAGAAAAAAAAAACAAGAAUGAAAUGUGGUUUCUGUGUGUUUUUUGGCUGAUGGUUUUCGUCUUGGUUCAGAUCCCCUUGAAUAGGAGCGAACACAAGUAAUUUUUUUUGUUUUCUGUUAUGGUAAAGAAAGAUCAGGGAUUUAAUCAAAACAAUGUAAACGUGAGUAAUUUAACAAAUUGUACAUUGACGCAUGGCGAGCUGGAAUGACGUAUUGAAAGUAUUAUGCAUCCUUCAGGGCCCUGGAUUGUCGUGGGAUUUGACCUAAUGUUUUUGUUACAGGUUCCAGUCCCCCUUUUACCCCCAGUGUAAACGUCACCUUUUUCUGGUCUCCCAAAGCUGUACUCUGUAGCCCGUGUAAGACCUGCUGGACUCACUGAAACUGAAACCGCCAUAUUGGUAUUCGGGGAAUGGAAGGCAGCAGUAACGCUGCAAACAGGCACAAUUUUGUCUGUUUUCUCUUCCUAUUUGUAUGUCUGUUGGAGACAUGUUAUACCAUAUGCUUAAUUUAACGUCCUACCUUCACGUUUCUCCUUUCACAUCUGAGGAACACACCUGAGUAGCAAACCUUGGUUCACAUCGCUCACUCUUGUCAGUUAGGACUUGUAUGCCCCCUAUAACACAGAUAUUGUAGAAAUUCAGCAUUUACUGAUGUCAGUCCCUUGUGCGUGUGUAUGUAUAAGAGCCGGAAUCAAACCUUUUUUUUUGUUUUUGUUUUUUCUUCUUCCCAACAGUUACUUUCAACAGCCAUGUAUGUGUUUCCCGGCAAGCAAAGCCAUUGUAAUUUGACAACUGCCCGUACUCCCAAUAGGAUUAUGAUUUACGGUUGCUCUUUAUACGUAAACUAGAUGGGAGAUCACACGCGGGGCAGUGUGGUGAGCUCAAUUUGAGUGCUUUUUAUUUUUUUGCUUUUCCCCCCUCACCCCCCCCCCCACCCCCAACCCACUGCUGGUAAACCCUUAAAGACGUCAGUGGCACUGUCGAAAGUCUACGAAAUUCCCAUGAUUCACUGGGUCACAGCCACAGCGGUCGUUGCCUCAGGAGGCCUGAACUGGUCAUGAAAACACUACAGGGCGGCUUAUGUGCACAUGAAUGGACAACUUGUCUCAAGGUGUGAGUGAGCGCGUGUGUGUAAGGAAAACCGAGUGAGAUCCUGGCUGGUGGGCCAAGAAAGUAUAUGUACCGUCACACUAAGAAUAAUUACAUGAAAUAUAGAAGAUGAAUAUUGAUUAUCCUAUAAACCACAGUUGUAGUGGGCAUAAUAACCUGUAAUGGUUGUAAAGAUGUAUCUUGGUUUAUCUUUGUAGAAGAAAUCAAGCCUUAAUAAACUGUCCAUUCAGCAAACCGGCUCUCCUUCAUGUCUUACAUUGUCAGCCUAUUAGGUUGUGGAAAUGUCACGGUGACCUUAAGCAGCCCGUGAAGAUCGGCCUGUCUGCAUGAAUGUCGUCCAAGGUGGACUGUUUUCUGCCUGUCUAAUCUCUUGUCCAUUGCAGGAUAAUAUAGACACACACACACACUUCUGCAAAUUGAGUUGCCAUGUAAGGUCAUAUCCACUUGUUUCUGGUUCCCAAUCCGUGCCAUUACACACACACACACACACACACACACACACACACACACACACACACACACACACACACACACACACACACACACACGCACACACACAGAAACAGACCCACAUGUACACACACACUUUGACCUGAUGGGAACUCUCCGUGGUGCUGAAACCUAGAAUUCGAGUGCGGGCUAGUGUAAAUGUAGAGACUAUUUAUAUAUGCUGGUUAGUAUAAAUCGAUGGUCACCAUUGAUUUUCUUUUAUUUAUUAGACAUCAGUCACAUAAAAUAUGACUGACCCUCAUGUGUGAUUACAAAUAUAAAAUGGCAUGUGACAUAUCUUGCAUAUCUUUUCAAUUAAAUGUUUACGGCACACAGUGGACACAAUCUGAUGCAAAUCUGUAAUCAAGAAUC